AUGAUUGUCACUGAACCAUGUACAGCACUUUGGACCCACAGUUCAGGACGAUCUCUUCUUAAGUGCACUGCGCAACUCGCUGCCUACGACAGCUUGGAGAAGAUUCCAGAGAACAAUAUAAAAACGAAAACUCUCGAGGAAGCUCGAAUUCUCAAGAAGCAACUCACGUCUAUUUUGGAACCAGCCGGCUUUUUUCUUCUUAAAUGGGCAUCGAACGACGAACGAGUGUUCUUGACAGACAACCAGCCGAAUGAAGAUCGAAUGAUUCAGGGAGAUAAGAAUCCCAAAACACUGGGAUUGCUUUGGAAAUCGACCACUGACGAACUUCGAUAUUCAGUGAAUUUUCCCAAGCCAUCAAAUGUGACAAAAAGGACAAUUCUGUCACUCGUCUCACAAAUUUUCGACCCCCUUGGCAUUGUGGGUCCUGCCAUUGUACGAGCAAGGAUUUUCCUCCAAGAACUUUGGAAAGUCAAUGUUCCACGACUCAUUCUAUGUAACAACCCAGUUAAAAUAGAAUUGCACGGGUUUUGUGAUGCUUCUGAGAAAGCUUACGGAGCAUCUAUCUAUGUACGUUCGAUGGAUGAUCAAGGAAAUGUCAGAGUCAAUCUUUUGUGUGCUAAAUCGAGAGUGGCUCCAUUAAAAAAUAUUUCUUUGCCUCUUCUAGAACUUUGUGGAGCUCUAUUACUGACUGAAUAUUUUCACAAGAUUAAGGGUCCCUCUUACAAGUGGAAAACUUAUGUUGCCAACAGAUCUACAAAAAUUCAAGAACUGACGAAAGAAGGAAUUUGGAAUCACGUUUCAUCCUUAGAUAAUCCAGCAGACAUCAUCUCAAGAGGAAUCAAUCCAGCUGGAUUAUUGAUGUCAGACCUCUGGUGGCAUGGACCAGCAUGGCUAUCGCGAGAUCUUGAUAACUGGCCCAGUCUACAAACAGUCGAUCUUGAAAACGUCCCUGGAAUGAAGAAAAAUCUUACUUCGAGUCAAGUUACUGUAACAAAACGUGAUUCAGCUAGGCCCACGACGGAUCUCAAGACAGACUAUCUCACACCUAUUGAAAUAGAAUCAACAACUCGAGUCUCCAACUCGAGCAAACUCAAAUCACUUCAACCAUUUCUCGACGACUCAGGAUUGCUCAGAAUGGGCGGUAGACUACGGUGGCGUCUAGGACGAGUCACAAAGCUGCAUCCAGGCAAGGACAACGUGACACGAGUGGUCUCAGUUAGAGUUGGAAAAUCAACCUUACAGCUACCAGUAUCGAAAUUGUGUAUUCUUCCAAUGGACACAUCAACAACGAGUGAUUAA
Molecule: messenger RNA, 1299 nt
Organism: Belonocnema kinseyi
Lineage: Eukaryota; Metazoa; Arthropoda; Insecta; Hymenoptera; Cynipidae
Exons: 6
Coding region: 1-1299 (432 amino acids)
Source: RefSeq, a predicted model, not a curated record